CCAAAAAGUUAUACUUUACGAAGCACGAACGUCAACCCACCUCGAACCGCAUAAAUCGGCGCACUCAGUCGCAGGACACUUUAGGAAAGAAGAGAGAUCAGGAAAGAGAAAGAAAAAAUGCCGGCCCCAACUGCGCUCCAGCGCCGCCCAGAAGAAUUGGCAGAGAACAUCGCAGCGGACCAAGACAUGGCCAUGACCACUUCGCUACCCACAAAUGAGGAUGGAUUGAUCGAUAUGAGUGUGCUUCCAGCGGACGGCCCUUCCGCACCCAUCCCUACGAUUUCGAAUGCGCCGGAAGAGAACUCCGAGGAUAUCACAAUGAACGAGGAUGGAAAGGCAAUUCCACGAUUUGCCCCAGACACACAUGUUGUGCCGUUGAGUUUUAAGCGCGAACUGCGAAAAGUGCCUAUCCCACCUCACCGACUCACUCCUCUCAAAAACGCAUGGCCCAAGAUGUACCCACCACUCGUCGAGCACUUGAAACUACAAUGCCGAGUCAACACCAAGAGCAAGGCCGUCGAACUGCGAACGAGCGAACAGACAACCGACAUUGGAGCGCUGCAGAAGGGAGAGGACUUCGUCAAGGCAUUCACACUGGGUUUCGACGUAGACGAUGCGAUCGCGCUGUUGCGAUUGGAUGAUUUGUACAUUGAGACUUUUGAAAUCAAGGAUGUAAAAACUCUCAACGGAGACCAUUUAGCUCGAGCAAUCGGCCGUAUCGCCGGAAAAGACGGAAAAACCAAAUUCGCCAUCGAAAACGCCAGCAAAACCCGCGUCGUACUCGCCGACUCCAAGAUCCACAUCCUCGGCGGUUUCCAAAACAUCCACAUAGCACGCGAGUCCAUCGUCUCUCUCAUCCUGGGCAAGACGCCCGGAAAAGUGUACGGCGGCCUGCGCACCGUCGCCGGCAGGAUGAAGGAGCGCUUUUGAAUGACUUUGUUAACAUGACAUCACGACCCCCUUGUCAUGCCUCUUCCCACCCCCCACUUGUUCGUUAUUCUGCAUUUCCCUGGCGUUUUACCUCACUUUUUCAUCUAUUCCUUAUGGUGUUUGCUCAAAAAAGAUAUGAGGGGUCAACGAUGUGUGGCUGGCUUCGGCUCUCUUUCUGGGGACUGAGAGGUUGGUUUUAUAUAUAGACCGAGAGAGAGGCGGCGUAGAGAAAAAUGAAUUUCAUACAUGAACGAA
This is a messenger RNA of Aaosphaeria arxii CBS 175.79, 1185 nucleotides long. RefSeq names its product pre-rRNA-processing protein pno1. The record is from RefSeq and is a predicted model, not a curated record. Gene Ontology annotation, molecular function: RNA binding. The transcript is spliced from 8 exons. Gene Ontology annotation, cellular component: nucleolus. Bases 118 to 930 code for a protein of 270 amino acids. Lineage: Eukaryota; Fungi; Ascomycota; Dothideomycetes; Pleosporales.